This is a messenger RNA of Rhizophagus irregularis DAOM 181602=DAOM 197198, 435 nucleotides long. Lineage: Eukaryota; Fungi; Glomeromycota; Glomeromycetes; Glomerales; Glomeraceae. The record is from RefSeq and is a predicted model, not a curated record.
AUGCCGUGCCGUCAUUCAAAAACUUCCUCCAAAAAAUUACAAGCUCAAUUUAAGGCUCUAAAGGCUGCUCAUAAAUCACAAGUUCAUCAAUUUAAGGUUCAAUCCUUACAAAAAGAAGUUACAACUCUGACGGAGUUUGAAAUUUUACAAUCUGAGCAAAUUCGCCAACAAGAAGAAGAAACGCAAUUCCAUAAUGAACUGUGGGCUAUCGUCCAAAAAGAAUGUUGGGAAGCCCAGAAGAAGGUUAUACAGCAAGAUAAAGAAAUCGUCGAACUAAAGAAAAAAUUAGGUCAACUAAAAAAAGACUAUGAAAUAGCUACUCUUACUUGGCACGCUCCUGUUAGUCAUUUUUUUCAAAUACCAGAGCGUUUAAUGGAAUAUAAGUCUGAUGAAGAUUUGACUGAUUCCUCCUUUUCUACUACUUCCUAUGACUAG